Rhagoletis zephyria (snowberry fruit fly) is the source of this 2454-nucleotide messenger RNA. Lineage: Eukaryota; Metazoa; Arthropoda; Insecta; Diptera; Tephritidae. The record is from RefSeq and is a predicted model, not a curated record.
AUGUGGAAGCUUGAGGAACUAGAUGGAGAAAUGGGCGAAUAUUUCAGCAUUAUAGAAGAAGAAGCAAAAGAACUUCGUGAAAAAAUUGGACCACCAUGUGAACCUUCUUUCGAUGAUAAUGCUCAAGGUGAAAACUCGCAAGAGGGCGGUCAAUCAGGGAGCGGACACCAAAAUCCCGAAGAAGAAAGCUCUGAAGUUGUAGCUGAUGAAAAUGAAAGCGUUACUGAUUGGACAGCUGAACCGAAAAAGAAACAUAAAAAUGUGUCACCCAAGGAAGCUGAAAAUCCUGAUCAAAAUCCUGAUCAAAACCCUGAUCAGAAUAGACCUGCUCAAAACGACAAUAACAACAACAUAAUUGACGAUGAUGCAAAUCAACAGCAAAACCAGCCUGCAGAUAAUAAUGGAGCUCAAGAUGGACCAACUCAAAAUGGCGCUCAAAAUACAGGAAUCAAGCCGGAUAUUUUUAUUCCAUUCAGAAGCCCAAACUACGAUCUUUACCUAUCUGGUUAUACUGAAUCAGAACGUCAGACCAUUCGUCACAUCGAUCUUUUUGUACGCCGAAAAAGUGAAUUAAUUGAGUACGCUACAAAGAUUUUAGAGUGCAGCAACCUGGAUACACCCGUUCUAAUAAUACAAGAAGAUGAUCAACUAGUCGAGUCUCUUGCUACUCAACUUUGCAAUGAAGGCUUCUGGUCAGUGCCGAUCAUCAACAAAACUACCGCAGUCUCGGCCACAGAGAUGGACAAUGCCAACAAAAUGUUUGAGCUGAGCAAAGACAGCCUUGCUACAUUUCGAUGCCUCAUAACCACAAUUAAGUUUUUGCGAGACAACUUCGAUUUCUUUAAGAAGCGUCCUUCAGUGGACCUCGCCUUCAAGGCGGAAGAACGUGAAGCAGGCCACCUGAAGGGCCUCCUGCCAGUGGCCGUUCGCAGCCUUGAGCAGCAGGCCCGCCUCGAGAUGGACUGUCUGGCCUUGCUGGGCGACAACGCCCUCGCCAAGUACAUGCACCUGCGUGAGCUGCAGGACCGCAACCGAGUGCUCUUCUACAAGGUGCUCAUCACCUACGCCACCGAGGUGAUGCCCCUCGUCUACACGCCCACGGUCGGCCUCGCCUGUCAGCAGUACAGUCUGGUGGUGCGUCGUCCUCGAGGCGUCUUCAUCGCCGCCACUGACGUCGGUCAUGUGAGCGAAGUGCUGGCCAACUACCCAGUCAACGAUGUGCGCGCCAUUGUGGUCACCGACGGUGAGCGCAUCCUGGGACUGGGCGACCUGGGCGCCAACGGCAUGGGCAUUCCCGUGGGCAAGAUCGCCCUGUACACCGCAGUGGGCGGCAUUGACGCCGCUCAGACGCUCCCGGUGACGCUGGACGUGGGCACGAACAAUGAGGCGCUGCUCGCCCUGCCGCACUACAUUGGCCUGAAGCAGAAGCGCCUGAGCGGCUCUGCCUACGACCGUCUGGUGGACGAGUUCAUGGAGGCGGUGGUGAAGCGAUGGGGUCGCCAGUGCCUGGUUCAGUUUGAGGACUUUGGGAACAAGAACGCCUUCCGACUGCUGGCCAAGUACCAGGACCGAUACUGCACCUUCAAUGAUGACAUUCAGGGAACUGCCUCCGUGGCUGUGGCUGGUGUGCUGGCCAGUCUCAAGGUGACCACCUCGAAGCUGGCUGACCUGAAGGUUCUUUUUCUCGGCGCUGGCGAGGCUGCACUGGGCAUUGCCGACCUUCUGGUGAUGGCGAUGAACGAGCAAGGCCUCUCCACUGUUGAUGCUCGCUCUCGCAUCUUUCUCAUCGACUCGCAGGGCCUGGUGACCAGUGAUCGGCCACGAGGUGACGCUCACAAGGACUGCUACGCUGCCAGGCUGAAGGCGGAGGCGAUGCCACCGACGAAGGAUCUUCUAGCCAUCAUCGAGAAGCUUCGCCCAAACGUGCUCAUCGGAGCGGCCGCCCAGCCGGGCGCCUUCUGUGCGGCAGUGCUGGCGAAGAUGGCGGAGAUCAACCCAGUGCCGGUGAUCUUUGCCCUCUCUAAUCCUACCUCCAAGUCGGAGUGCACCGCCGAGGAGGCCUACCUUCACACCGGCGGUCGUGCGCUCUUCGCCUCUGGCUCUCCCUUUGAGAAGGUGACCGCCUUUGGGCGUACCUUCACGCCGGGCCAGGGCAACAACGUGUACGUGUACCCGGCGGUGGCCUGCGCCGUCGUCCACUGCCGUGCCACCACCGUUCCGCCUGAGGUCUUUCUGGUGGCGGCCACCGCACUGGCCGGUCUGGUCUCUCUGCCGGACAUUCUCCAGCACGGGACCUUGUACCCGCCCAUGGCAAACAUUCGCGCCACCAGUCUGAAGGUGGCCGCCAAGGUGGCGGAGUGGCUAUACGCAAAAGGCCUAGCGCACGUUAAGCCCGAGCCCGCCGACAAGGAGCAGUUUCUCGCCAGCAAACUCUACGAGCCUGCCUACGUUUAG